Molecule: messenger RNA, 1742 nt
Organism: Oncorhynchus gorbuscha (pink salmon)
Lineage: Eukaryota; Metazoa; Chordata; Actinopteri; Salmoniformes; Salmonidae
Product: putative nuclease HARBI1
Exons: 5
Coding region: 596-1291 (231 amino acids)
Source: RefSeq, a predicted model, not a curated record
CAUGAGGUAUCAUGGUAAGACUGUGAAAGUACUAUUUACUCUACAAUGGUGAGGAGUCCUCAUCAAAAUAAAAAAAUCUAAUUUCUUUUACAGGACCCAGAUGCUAUACAGUGGGAAAACUAGCCUGGCAACAUAGUGCGUAUUAAUAAAAGGACACCACAUCCUGCCAAAUUCCAGCUGCGCUAAUUGUAUUGUGUUCACAGAGCACACAAGCUAUCAGAAAGUUGUAUGGCAACCACCUCCGGCGCCAAAUAGAACUGGCAGACAUAGACAUUCAGUACAAGAAGAAAAAGAUGGAAAAUCUUGCACUGGAGUCCGAAAUAAAAAAGAGGACAAUUAGGAAACUGGACCUUGAAAUAAAAAACCUUGAGAGGGAGCUCCAAGAAGAUGACACAGCUCAAAAUAAAAAUUAGGUAUAUUCUCGUAAAGUCAAGUGAGCCAUGACAUAUGAGCUCUUAUUGUGAGCACACAGGACGGUGGCAUCUUUCUAAGGUUUUUUUUUAUUUUCCCAGCAAUCAGUACAACCAAGUCAUCGUUAUAAGGCAUCGCCCUCUUUUGCUCACCCCCCCAGCACCAGGUGUGGCCACUAGCCUAUAUGAAGGCCCAAAAUUGUGUGUUCCUUUCUGCUCUGACAAUGGCAUGCCCAUUCGUGCGAGAUGUGGUGGAUGAAGAAGCACUUGUGCUGAGGAGAGCCUUCAGGCGAGAAAGGGUCUUCGGGGACCGGUUGGACCCACUGGCCUUCCCUGACGACCAUCUAUAUGAAAGAUACAGGUUUUCUGCAGAUGGCAUCAGGUAUCUAUGCAGACUACUGGGUCCCAGGAUUAAGCACCGCACUGCACGGAGCCAUGCACUGAGUGUGGAGCAAAUGGUUUGUGUGGCCUUGCGCUUUUUUGCUAGUGGAGUCUUCCUGUACUCAGUGGGGGAUGCAGAACAGCUGAACAAGGCCACAAUUUGCCGCACAAUAAGGAGUGUGUGUCUGGCUAUCAAAGCAUUAGCAGAUGUCUUCAUCUCCUUCCCUGGCCACAGAAGACUCUGUGACAUCAAAGAGGAGUUCUAUAGGAUUGCAGGUUUCCCCAAUGUCAUUGGUGCAGUGGACUGCACACACAUAAGGAUAAAAGCCCCCUCAGGUGCCCAUGAGGCCGAUUUUGUGAAUAGGAAAUCCUUUCACAGCAUUAAUGUUCAGAUGGUCUGCAAUGCUGACUGUGUGAUCAGCAAUGUUGUGGCAAAAUGGCCUGGCUCAGUCCAUGACUCCAGAAUCUUUCGGGCCUCUGAAAUCUAUCAGUGCCUCUGAAAUCUAUCAGUGCCUAUCACAAGGUGAAUUCUCUGGUGUGUUGCUGGGAGACAGGGGGUAUGGCUGCCAGCCUUUUCUCCUGACACCUUUCACAGACCCCCAGGAAGCACAGCAGGCCUACAACCAUGCCCAUGCCAGGACCAGGGCCAGAGUUGAAAUUACCUUUGGCCUCCUGAAGGCACGCUUUCACUGCCUUCACAAAUUAAGGGUCAGCCCUGUUAGGGCAUGUGAUAUUACUGUGGCUUGUGCUGUCCUCCACAAUGUGGCCUGCCUGAGGAAGGAGAGGGCCCCCAGAGUGCCACCAGCCAUGGACUGGGACAAUCCGGCAAUCUUCCCUGAUGACGACAGUGGUCGGCUGCUGAGGGACCAAUAUGUGUUGAAUUAUUUUAGUUAGUAUGUGUGCUUUCAAUUUUGGUUAAAUAUGUCCUGCGGUGGCAGAGGAAUUUGGGUU